Molecule: messenger RNA, 588 nt
Organism: Lodderomyces theae
Lineage: Eukaryota; Fungi; Ascomycota; Pichiomycetes; Serinales; Debaryomycetaceae
Gene: NUO2
Product: Nuo2p
Exons: 1
Coding region: 1-588 (195 amino acids)
Source: RefSeq, a predicted model, not a curated record
AUGUCAGGAGGCCCAGUACCAGUGUGGAAGAAAUACACCAGCAGACCUAGAGGAAUAUGGGAGAAAUUGAGGGAACUUUUGGUCUUGGCUCCCAAUAGAUCGUCAGGAAACAUGUAUGUUCCGUUGUACAGAAAUCCUCCACCAGGAUCAAGAAUAGCUGAAGCCAAAGCAUAUAAAGACCCAGUAACAAUUCCGGCUGGUGACAUAAAGGGAAACCCAUAUUUCAAGCGAGAUUUUAGAAGAAAUUACCCUCAAGUGCAUGGUUUUAACCAAACCAAGUUAUCAGGAUUGUUGCAAUUGGGUAAUAGCGAGCAUCCAAGAAUAUCGGUGGGAGAGAAGGGCACUAAAGAAUUGAGUACGUUUGAAGGAGGAAGUGUGGUUAGUUUGACUUCGACUUUGAGCAAAUUACCAGAAAAUGUCAUCAAAGGAGAAAUCUUGGGUAAACAAGGAGAGCCAAUCGUGGCUCCAAGUUUGAACAAAUUCAAGUGGGAAAUAUUGCCAGAAAGUGUUCAUGGAAUGUAUACAGAGGAGUAUCCAUGUCGUAUAUUCACUGAUACAAAGGUUAAAACAGUUUCAUCAUCAGCCUAA